Molecule: messenger RNA, 4562 nt
Organism: Anolis carolinensis (green anole)
Lineage: Eukaryota; Metazoa; Chordata; Lepidosauria; Squamata; Anolidae
Product: zinc finger and SCAN domain-containing protein 30
Exons: 7
Coding region: 1132-3063 (643 amino acids)
Biological process (GO): regulation of transcription by RNA polymerase II
Molecular function (GO): RNA polymerase II cis-regulatory region sequence-specific DNA binding; DNA-binding transcription factor activity, RNA polymerase II-specific
Source: RefSeq, a predicted model, not a curated record
GAUGAAAGGAGUGAACAGAACGAAAAGAAGUUAGUAUCCGGGGAAGCCAGAUCAGGUUUGGCUUUGACAGAGGCAAGGUAUGGCCAUCUGUCAGGAGUGCUUUGAUGGUGCCAUCCUUUAUAGCAGGAUGGGGUUGGACUGGAUGGCCUUUGGGAGUCUCUAGGAUCCUAUGAUUUGAUGAAAGGAGUGAACAGAACGAGCAGAAGCUAGUAUCCGGGGAAGCCAGAUCAGGUUUGGCUUUGACAGAGCCAUCUGUCAGGAGUGCUUUGAUGGUGUCAUCCUUUAUGCCAGGAUGGGGUUGAACUGGAUGGCCUUUGGAAGUCUCUAGGAUCCUAUGAUUUGAUGAAAGGAGUGAACAGAACAAAAAGAAGUUAGUAUACGGGGAAGCCAGAUCAGGUUUGGCUUUGACAGAGGCAAGGUAUGGCCAUGUGUCAGGAGUGCUUUGAUGGUGCCAUCCUUUAUAGCAGGAUGGGGUUGGACUGGAUGGCCUUUGGGAGUCUCUAGGAUCCUAUGAUUUGAUGAAAGGAGUGAACAGAACAAAAAGAAGUUAGUAUACGGGGAAGCCAGAUCAGGUUUGGCUUUGACAGAGCCAUCUGUCAGGAGUGCUUUGAUGGUGUCCUCCUUUAUGGCAGGACGGGGUUGGACUGGAUGACCUCUGGGGGUCUCUUCCAGCUCUAGGCUUCUUGGCAGGGGGUUGGACUGGAUGGCCCAUGAGGUCUCUUCCAACUCUACUAGUCUAUGAUUCUAUGAUUUGAGGAGCAGGAGCAGGAGAAAACUUCUAUGCUUGCAACCUGCCUGGUGGGUGGAGCUGCUGGAAGGCAGGCAGGAAGGGGUUAACCCGGAGCAGGCUGGAGGAGGGCCUGGGAAAUUGGAGCAGGACCUGGAAGUGGUGCAACUGCAAGGCGCCCUUUCCUGCUUGCCUGGGAGGCUCUGCUUGCCCGUGAAUGGCUGCGAGAGAGAGGGAUCAGCCCUGCUUACUAUUCUUGGUGAAAAGGCGAGGCAAGAUGGUGUAGAGUUGGCCACUUGGAACUUGAACAGUCCGUAGCCAAAAUUAUCCUAUCCUUCAACAUAACGGUGGUCAGGCUACAAGUGAGUUACUGAAAUCUCCCUUUCUGGAAAAGAGAAUUUGUAAUGGAAGAGGGUUUGGAAGCUGUAGGUGAGGCUCCGCAUGUUGUGAAGGCGAGGUGCUUAAAGGAAUUGCCGAGACGAGCAGCCCCGCAAAAUGGCAAGCGUCAUCCCCUCAACGGGUUUCCGCAGACGUGGCCAACCCAAUGCCAAGAGUUCCUGAAGGAACUAGAUUGCCGUUGCUCUGGAUCGCCAAAACUGGGGCCGUGGGACGAUGCCAAGGCUUUCCUGGCCUCCUUCGAGCAAGUGGCCGAAGCCUGCCGAUGGCCAAGGAAAGAGUGGGUGGCCCGUCUGUUGCCCGCACUGAGCGGAGAAGCCAAAGUUGCCUUCGGGAACCUGGAAGCGGGAGACAGGGAAGACUACGAGAAAGUGAAGGUUGCCAUCCUGCGCAAGGAAGCCUGCGGGAUGGAGGCGCUACGCCGGCACUUCCGACGGUACCGCUGCCAAGAGGUGGAGGAUCCGCGGAGCGUUUACGGGCACCUCCGGGAGCUCUGCCACCAGUGGCUGAAGCCAGAAAGGCACACCAAGGAGCAGAUCCUGGAGCUGCUGAUCCUGGAGCAGUUCCUGGCCAUCUUGCCCCAAGGCAUCCAGAGCCGGAUCAAAUCGUGGGACGCGGGGACCGACGCUGAAACAGUGGCAGAGGUGGAGUUCCUGAUGGGAGCCCAAGGGGACAAGAAUUGGGAAUGGCAGCUGCCAUUGGAAGAAGUGCCUGUCAACCCCUCAAAAGUGGAGGGGACCCUUUUGGGACAAAACUCUCUGGAAGUCAAGGAGAAAGUUGAUGGGGAUUUUCGCCUGAUAGCCAAUGGUUCAAUGCUGUCCCCUAAAGAAGAAGAAAUGACUGAGACUGGCCUUUCGGAGGGAUCUGUGAAUCUGAAUGAAGUGGCAGUGUCCUUGGACAACACCGAAUGGUCAGUGUUAAACCCCAGGCAAGGAACGAUGCAUUGGGAAGUCAUGCCAGAGAACAUCAGCUGUUUGGGUGGCUUUGUGAUUCCCAAACCUGAAGCCGUGCCCCAAAUGGAGCAAGGAGAAAUACUUUUCAUCCCAGACGCUGAGGAGUGUGAGGCUUUUCCAAGUAACAUGCCAGAUGAUAAAGGACUCUUGAACAUUAAGGAGAAUUGUCACGAAGAGAGUCCAGAGCCUGAGGAAAUGUACAGCAUGUCACUGGAAAUAUCCCAAGGCAAGGCUUCUCUGGUUGCCGAGAUUCACGAGCAAGGCUGCGCCCCUGAUGGACAGCAUAGGAAGAAUCCCACGGAGACGUGGGAGGAAGCCACGGAAAGGGCCGUAAGUCAUUUGGCACUGAAGGACUCCCCGAGGCAUACCCGAGCGAGCAGGUUUUUGCACUCCAAAGGCGGGAGAUGGUACCGGUGCAAAGCAGGACUGGUCACCAACCAGGUCCUGCAUUCUGGAGUGACCCCUUACGAUUGCCACGUGUGCGGGAAACAUUUCCAGAAAAAGACUUGCCUCGCCAAACACCAGAGGAUCCACGUGUGGCCGAAGAUGUUUCCGUGCUCCGACUGCGGGGAGAGCUUCGACUGGAGAGAGGAGUUGGUCAGGCACCGGGUGGGCAGCCACGGGGGACAGAAGCGGCACAAGUGUCCCCAGUGUGGCAAGUGCUUCAGCCAGAGGGAGAGCCUCAUCCGGCACGAGAAGAUCCACACCGGGAAGAAGCCCUACGAGUGUCCCGAGUGCGGAAAGAAGUUCUGCCGGAGGGACUCCUUGGUCCGGCACCAGAAGAUCCACACGGGAGAGAAGCCGUACGACUGCCACGACUGCGGCAAGAGCUUCAAUCAGAAAGAGAUCCUCCUCCGACACCAGAGGACCCACACGGGGGAGAAGCCAUUCAAGUGCCACGAGUGCGGGGAGAGCUUCGCGCAAAAAUCCAUACUGCAAAGACAUGAAAGAAUUCAUAUGGAGCAAAAGAGCUUACUGGUACUCUGAGGCGAGUGAAGGCUUCGCUACCGUUUUCAAGAUAUGCUGCCUUCUUUGUAUUGUGUGUGUGAUAUUUUCAGUUUUUUUAUUAAGCCUAAAUAUAGUCAGUCCUCCACAUUUGCUAUGGGAUCUUUGCAAAAGUGAAAACUGCCGAUGUGGAGGGCUAACUGUAAUGCUGAUACUCUCAGGCAGACCCCAGUCGCUGAACUCAUCUUCAUGCUGCUUUCAGGAUUUUGGAAAUUAUCCAACCACCAUCCCCUUUAAUUGUCAUCUUCCAAAAGCCAUCACUAGAAAGGCAUAUAUUCUCUCCUCAAGUGAGUAAGACGUUCAGUCUUUAAUAUCUCACCUUAACUCCAAGGAAUGCGUAUUUCUCCUUUUGAGAAUAAAAUCCUCCCUUGGUCUAAGGGAAGCUGGGGAUUAAUUGACGUGGUGUUUCUGGUCCACCCAAAAGUUGUUUUCCAUGGGAGCGUUGUGUGAUCUGAUGAAUCUCACUUGGCUAUCAGAGCUUUAAAGCCAAUGCUUCUUAAACUCUGAUUAUACCUUUUGCCAAAUAAUGGGAAAUGUUGAAUUUUUUUGCUCAUUUAGGCUGCAAAGAAUAAUGCAAAGAAUAAUAAAGAAUAAUAAGUACAAUCCCAUUGAUUACAAACUAUGGGCUUUAUCAUGAGAGCGAGAAAUUGCCAGUACGGCAGGAUAAUUGUUUCUUUGGCUGGGAUUUAUCAUACGGCAUCAUUUCUAUCUUGCUGUAGCAUUGCAUUUCCGUCAUUAUUGGAUCCCAUGGUUUAAUUAAUGGGAGAAACCAAUUAAGGCCCCGAUAUUGCUGCAAGUGUUGUUUCAUUUCUUCUUGUUGUUCUGAUACUCCUACAACUCAUGUUGUGGGACUGGACAUUGUGUGUUGUCAAAAGAUUUCAUGGAUGGAAUCACUGUUGCUGUGAGUUAUCUGGGCUGUAUGGCCAUGUUCCAGAAGCAUUCUCUACUGACGUUUUGCCUGCAUCUAUGGUAAGGUUUGUUGGAAACUAGGCAAGUGGAGUUUAUAUAUCUGUGGAAUGUCCACGGUGGAAGAAAGAACUCUUGUCUAUUUGAGGCAAGUAUGAAUAUUGCAAUUAAUCACCUUGAUUAGCAUUGGAUAGCCUUCCAGUUUCAAAGCCUUUCCGUUGCAAAGAGUUGAAACUGCAUAAUUUUGCAAAGGAGUGAAGAAUACAGAUUGCAGGAAUAUGCUUCAUCGAAGUGGCACGAUAUUGCAGCAAGUUGAGAAAGUGAUUGUUGGCAUAUUGGUAUGUUUUCAUUUGUUUAUUGAGAAACGACAGUCUGGUGUGAUCAAGCCCUAUGUUUGUCUCCUACUCUUGUUUUGUAACUAAUUUUGCGGGCAUAUGUGGGUGUUAUAAUUAUGAUUUUAUUUAAUUGGGCAGGAUUUUUUUACACUUUUUUCUACAUAGCUUUGCACACAUCUUUUGGAGCCGGGAUGAGAUAAACUGUCUGUUUCUUUAAUAAAUAAACUCUUUUAUCGAGCA